CAUGUAUAUAUUAUCCCUCAUUAAGUCUGUGUAAAUCUGCUUGAAUAGGGCGAAUUGGAUUUUAGAAUUAUGACUAAAGCCUUAAACAUUAUAAAUGAUAAUUCACUGAAAUGACCUAGGUAUAUAUGAACUUGUCCAAAUACUUAAUUGAAGUAAAUGUGAUAUUGGGACAUACUAUCGGAACAUAUUAAGAAGAAGAAAAUGAAGUUAAAAGAGGUGAAGGAUUUUUCAAUGGCAUUGCAGAACUUAGACCCCACUAUCAGCGGAAGUCUAACAGAUGAUGAGGAUGGAGAUAAAAGAAACAGGGAACAUAGUAAUCUGGAAUUUAGGUCCGCAAGACUUCGACCAAUUUUGGAUUGUCGGAUGCCGACACUGGCGACAAAGACUGCCUUUCUAUUACCGGCUCUCGAUGACAUGUCCAAACUUCACAGAAGGUCUAUGGCAGUACAACAGCUUGAGACAAAUCCACCACGAAGUCUUGCAAAGCUACGACAUUCCAUAUCUUCUGAAAUAAAAGGACUUUCGAAAAAACUUUCACGUUUGGAGAGAAACUAUUAUGGCGUCGGUAAAAGCCUGCAAAAUGAAGUAGAAAAAAGUAUACUUCGAUUAAAAGGAGUUUUGCGCAUGUUAAACAUCAGCGAAUUUUCCUCAAAGGCGUCUCUAGAAAAAGCAAUCAAAGAUGGUUCUGAUGCAGAAAAAUAUAAAGGCGAUCCUAACAAUAUUUCUUUGAUAAAAGAAUUAUAUGGCAAAAUACAAACCUUUAUGCCAAGCAAAUUUACUGACUUGAUAGAAACGUGCACAAAUAUCAAAACACUGCUUGAAAAGUAUUGUGUAAGUUUCUAUGAUCCCGAAACAGAUCAUUACUUGGAAACGGCAGCUCAUUACCAACAACAGAUUGAAAUAUGGAUUGAAACAAUCAGUAAGAGUAUUACAAACAUUAAAAAGCUUCAGAAGAACUAUCAGGAUAUUAUGAUUCACCAUACUCAGUUCACUUCACCAGUAUUGACAUUUUGUCAAAAGAAUGAGUGCGAAAAUGUUCCAGUAGUUUUGCUUUUUGCAGACGGCUGUACAAAUAUAAAAGCUGUGAUGUCUGUUGCCAAUAAUUGGAUUCAGGCUGAUCAGAACUAUCCCGUAUUUCUACGCAAUGACAUAGACGAUUUAGAUCGUCAGCGAGAAGAAAAGGUUCGUUUACUGAGAGACGCGAAAACAAAAUAUCACACGCUGACCUAUAAAUUAAGCCAAUCAGAAAUAGAGUAUGACAAAGCAUUGACGGAAAUGGAAACAUGGAAAAACAAACAAGAGUCGAUGAAAGACGAAGCAGAUAAUCUUCGAACUCUCUCGAUUGAACUUCAGACAGAACUUGAAUUUAAAGAGUAUAGGAAGAAAGAAUUAAGGAAACGAGAAAGCGAAUAUUCGCAGGAAACUUAUAUUGAAACAUAUGAAAUGUUGACUGAUGAAAUUCAUUAUGCCAAGGAAAAAAUGCCACCAUUAAAAAGACAAUUAGCGGCAGUUCAAUAUAAGCUCGAAUGGAUGACACAGAAAGAAAAUCAGGUAAAAAGGAUGGGUAAAGACAUCAAAGAUAUGAAAAAGGAAUUGGUAGACAUCAGAGUGGACAGGGAAAGGAGAGAGGAAGAAUUUGAGCAUCUAGACAAGGCUCUAGAUUUAGCCAGACGAAUACAUCGAUACAAAACGAGCACUGACGUCACUGAAAAAAUCUUUUUCAGCCUUCCAAUUGGACAAAAGAAAGGAAAAGAUAAACUCGCAAAGGCUUGUGAAACUAUUAGUGAAUACAUAGAUCAAGAUUGGAUGUUGCUUUAUAGGCAAUUACCUUUUUAUCCAAAACGAGGUUCUCAUACUAUAGAAAAAGACAUUAGUGACAUCAACACUGAUGGUGCUCGUGGUCCUCUGGAGAACAAAGCAGUAGCAGCGCUAAAACGUUGGAGAAGACAUCACACACGAGCUAAAAAGGCUGACUUAGUGGAUGCGCUGAAAAAGAUCCGUAGACAUGAUAUUUUAGGCCAUAUUGAAAAUUCUGAGAUAGAAUAGAAGUUAUGCCAUGCUUUAUUUUAUAUUUACAACUUAAAUUGAACUUUUUUAUGACAAAGACUUACUACAGAUUUAUUUUUAAAAAAAUCAACCAACUUGUAUACAAUAUGUAUAUAAUAUUGCACCCUACAUACGCUAUUUAAGAAUAAUAGAUAUUUUUUUAUGUUACUCGUGACAGUUGUAUUUGGGGUCCUGUUGCCAGUAUUAUUCGUUUAUUCUAUGCAUUGAAAGUGCUAUAAUUAUGUUUUCUUUUCAUGACUUUUGUACUUUUAUAAGUUAAUAAAAAUAAAAGCAUAUUAUACUA
Messenger RNA from Mytilus trossulus (common blue mussel), 2350 nucleotides. RefSeq lists its product as uncharacterized. Gene Ontology annotation, biological process: signal transduction. NCBI's taxonomy places the organism in Eukaryota, Metazoa, Mollusca, Bivalvia, Mytilida, Mytilidae. The transcript has 4 exons. The record is from RefSeq and is a predicted model, not a curated record. Gene Ontology annotation, molecular function: protein binding. Bases 202 to 2046 code for a protein of 614 amino acids.